AUGGAGCCGCCGCACGCGGCGACGUUGGACCUCAUCCGCGACGCGCGGACGCGGAUCGAGCCGUACGCGAAAGUCACCCCGGUGCACACGUGCUCGACGAUCGACCACCUCGUCGCGUUCGACGCGGGCGGUCCCGUGGAAGUGUCCUUCAAGUGCGAGACGUUUCAGAAGGGCGGGGCGUUCAAGUACCGAGGCGCGAUGAACGCGGUGCUGCAGCUCACGGAGGACCAGCGCGCGCGCGGGGUCGUGACGCACAGCAGCGGGAACCACGCGGGCGCGCUCGCGCUCGCGGCUCGGACGAUCGGCAUCCCCGCGCACAUCGUCGUCCCGGAGGGCGCGCCCGCGUGCAAACUCGACGCGAUUCACGAGUACGGGGGGAUCAUGACCCGUUGCAAGGCUACCGUGCCGGACCGCGAGGCGACGGCGGGGCGGAUACAGCGCGAGACGGGCGCGACGUUGAUACCGCCGUACGACCACUCGCACGUGAUAUGCGGCCAGGGCACGAUCGGAUUGGAGUUCAUGGAGCAAGUCCCGGGCCUGGACGUCGUCUUGGUCCCCGUCAGCGGCGGAGGGAUGAUCGCCGGCGUCGCCGCCGCGGUGAAGGGAAUCAACGAGAACUGCGCGGUCGUCGCCGCGGAGCCGUGCGGGGCGUCCACGACACCGCGCGCGGACGUCGCGGCGUCGAAAGCGCGGGGACGGCUCGUGUCCGACAUGCCGCCGCCGGACACGAUCGCGGACGGAUUGCGGGCCAAGCUGGGCGCGCUGACGUGGCCGAUCGUGAGGGACAAAGUCGACGGCGUCGUGACCGUGACCGAGCCGGAGAUCGUGCGCGCGAUGGCGCUGAUUUACGAGCGGAUGAAGCUCGUCGUCGAGCCGAGCGGUGCGGUCGGUCUAGCCGCGGCGUUGUCGGAGCAGUUCAAGGGGUUCUUACGCGCGCGCGAGAGCCCGGAGGCGACGGUUCGCGUCGGCGUCGUGUUGUGCGGAGGCAACGUGGACUUGGCGCCGCUCUGGGCGACGUACAAGGUGUGACGCGACGACGACACGCCGCGCGCGCGGUGAUUAGUUGUACCCUCGCCUGUAACUUAUGCAACGUGUAAC
Micromonas pusilla CCMP1545 is the source of this 1098-nucleotide messenger RNA. RefSeq lists its product as uncharacterized. Gene Ontology annotation, molecular function: L-serine ammonia-lyase activity; ATP binding; pyridoxal phosphate binding. Lineage: Eukaryota; Viridiplantae; Chlorophyta; Mamiellophyceae; Mamiellales; Mamiellaceae. Gene Ontology annotation, biological process: D-serine biosynthetic process. The record is from RefSeq and is a predicted model, not a curated record. The transcript has a single exon. The coding region runs from base 1 to 1029 and encodes 342 amino acids.